Xenopus tropicalis (tropical clawed frog) is the source of this 4068-nucleotide messenger RNA. RefSeq names its product dynein light chain Tctex-type 3 (gene dynlt3). NCBI's taxonomy places the organism in Eukaryota, Metazoa, Chordata, Amphibia, Anura, Pipidae. Bases 189 to 533 code for a protein of 114 amino acids. The transcript has 5 exons. Gene Ontology annotation, cellular component: cytoskeleton; nucleus. The record is from RefSeq and is a predicted model, not a curated record.
GCUCCUCCCUCCGUGCAUGACAGCAGCACAAUAAUACAGGAAGCCCUGAAUCAGACUGGGCAGAAGGGCUGUAGGCGACCUGACCAAAUUAUUUGCUUAUUUAAUCACUUUGGAAGUGGCGAUAACUAAAAUCGGGCGUGUGUCACAUUGGGCAAGAAUUUGCUGCAACCUGCUGGGAUAUUAGCAAGAUGGAAGAUCAGAACAAGGGAGAGGCUGCAUUCAGUGGAGAUGAAGCUAGUAUCAUUGUGAAAGAGUGUGUAGAUGUUAUCUUGGGUGGAGUUGACUAUGAUGAGAAUCGAAUCAAUGAGUGGAUGUCUGCAGUGGUUGAACAGUCUUUAACACACCUGGUAAAGAUGGGAAAAGCCUUUAAAUACAUUGUGUCCUGUACAGUCAUGCAAAAACGAGGAUCUGGUCUUCAUGCUGCAAGUUCUUGUUUUUGGGAUAACAACACCGAUGGGAGUUGCACAGUACGAUGGGAAAAUAGGACCAUGUAUUGCAUUGUCAGUGUGUUUGCUGUUGCCAUUAACUUAUAGCCAAUCUCAAGAACACAGACAAUCUCCUAUGCACGUGCCAGAUCUUAAACAUCAGUAACAAAGACUUUCACAAAGAAAUCCUAUUAUUGGCAUUACCAAACUUCAGCAGCUUAGCUGUCUAAUUUGAGAAGAAGCUAAAGCACAACUAACUUGACUUCCAUUGAGCACUAUAGGAAUCAACAAGCAACUGCCUUAGCCUGCCGUUACAUAAGCCUGCAGGUGACACUCUAGCCUGGCUUGGUUUUAUUGUAUCUAGUUAUAUACAGCAGCUUCUCAGGAAAAAAUCAGCAAUGGGAUUUCAUAGAUAUUUACAAGAAAGAGUGAAGGAAUACUGCAAUGAAUUUUUUGUGUAUACAGCACAUACACACAAUAUAUAAAAACACAAAUAAGCAUGGCAAUAUAUUAAUGUGCUACAUUUAGAUCAUUUUGAAUUGGUAACUACAGAUUUAUACUGUAUACUAAAUUAUAUUAAAAUAAUGGACUCUAAAUCCUUAGUUACAACAAAUAAAGGGCCGCGGCUUCGUUCAUCUAUGAAUUAAAUAAGUUUGCUCCUGCAUAAAGAUAAAUGCUAUGUGGGGCAGAAAGGCCAAAGGCAGCUUGGAAAAUGUUUCAUGCUAUGUGUUUUUCUGCACUCAAAAUGUGUUUCAGAAUACUCCAAAUUGCACUUACAAUUUUGUGUGCUAUUUUCAACAAAAGCUUAAUUGCAUUUUAUGUAAUUUUAGGAAUGCCUAUCAUAUAUAUAUACACAAUAAUGCACAUAUAUGAUUUAAUAUUAUAAAAGUAUACAUAUAUUUAGAAUGGUAAAUAGCUAGGACCACCAGGUUUGGUUUUGAUGAAGGAACGGCAUCAUUAUAAUUAUAAGGAUAUAACUGAAAUGUUUGCACAUCCAGAGAAUGUACUGACAUAUGUGCUAAUUGCUUUCUUUAUGUAAUUGCAGUGUUGUGCAUAUAUUUAUUGAGAUUUUUAAAUGAGAUUAUGAUAUUUAAUAACCUUUUUUGGAUUUCCCUACAGGUUGGUGUUUCCUUUUCAGCUUUUUCAGAGCUUUUUUUUUUUUUUGCUUCUGAUGCACAAAUUUUUCUCCUAGUGAUUUUUAAGGCAAAUAUUACACUGGUUGACGACCCAGUAAAACACUACAAACAACUGAGCAGUAAAUACUACUUGCUAAAUUCUAAUUACAUUACAUUAUUACAUAAAUCACAAUGGGAGAAUUUAAUGCUGGAUAUAGAAUGGAAAAAGCACACGUUUUUGGAUACAUAUGUAUGUGAAACUGGAAAAUGUAGAUAGAAUGAGCGUCAGGUUAAGUUUUAUAGAUUUAAGAAAUGAAAAGUUUGUAGAGAGUUGGUAACAGAAGGUAAGUUAGGCAAGGAAAGCUAUAGCAGGAUCAUGCCUUGAUCACAGUGUAGGCCACCUUAAGCCACUGCCAAAAAUCCGCACGUCUCCACUGAUAUUACUACUUUACAGAUUCUGCUUCUUCUGCCUCUCUUGAAACCAGUUGCAUGGAUAAUGAAGGCAAAGGAUAUUUUCUAAUUUCCUUUGAAACUUGACAGUCUUUGUGAACCCAGUUUUUCUGUUCCUAUACUGUGACACCACUUAAUAUUUAGUAAGACAAAUCGUAGAGAUAUUAUAUUGUUUUGUUUCAAGGACUUCUAAGAAUUAGAAACCUAGAAUUGAUGCUAUACAAUAAGUAUCUGCCAUAGCAGAAGUUAUAUUUUUCCUUAUUAAAUGAAGAGGGUGUAUUUGUGAUCAGGAAUAUCAAGAUAAUUCACUUUCAGUCCAAAUAGUAUUCACUCCCACAGGGGGAGCACCACUGCUUUAGAAUAUCCUGGAUUACCACUACUACUCAAUGUAAAUAGAAAGAGAACUAAGUAUUUGAAUACACAAUAAUUCAUUCAGUAACGCUUUUAUGGGAAACUUAUCUGUAGGUAAAAAUAAAAUAUUUUUAAUAGUUUAUAUAAUCAUAAUGUUCUUUGUAAAUAUUGGAAAACCACUGCACACACAAACACAAAAUUAACCUUUUGCUAACUGCAGCUGUUGUAUUCAUCCAAAACCCAAGCCGCAUACUGAUUGGUGAUAAUUUCUGCUAUGCUAAUACUUGUAUAAACCAAUAUUAAGAGGAGGAGUUUAAACUUUUCAUUUGUAUUAUAGUCCCACAUACAAGAACAUUUGUUACUUCUGUUAAUGCUGAAAAGGAAAAAAGAGAAGGUUAUGUGUAUUGUAAAAAUAAGGAUUUUGUAUUGCUACUGGGUGGCAUGUUAUUGAGUAGUGCUUUGGUCUUGUAAGAAAAUUAUCACAGGCAUUUGAACAGUUAAAAAAGAUGUAUAGUGUUAUGGGGAUAAAAGGGGUGGUCCAUCUAAAAAGUAAUGCUUAAUAUUAUAUAAACAGUGAUAAUCUGCUCAGUUUGCAGCUGGUCUCCUUUUUCUAUUUUAAAGUUUUUGUGGUAAUUAUUUGCCUUUCUGUUAAAGCUAUUAGCUUAUUGAAAAGCUAAGAAGGCUAUUAAUGGGCUGAGGAGAUGUUCACCAAACUGGAGCAGCACAAAUAGUUCUUCUCAAUGCGGUUGAAAAAAAUUCUGUCAAGGUCAAACGUUCAAAAUGAUUGACCAUACAAUUAAAUAUUACACCAAUUUCUGCAAGGUUGCUGGGUUCAGGCAUACCUGCCAACCUGUAAUCACAUUUAUUCUAAAGAUGGAUUUUUAUUUGCAUAUCUUUGUAUUUAGACCCUUUCCUAUACAUCUAGACCUUAAUACCCAGAUAACAGAUUCAAUUCCACAAUGAAGAGUUCCAUAAUAAAAAGUGAUAUACUUUAAAAACAUCAAAGGAUAUAACAUAAAGACCAACUGCAAACUGACUUAGUCUUUUAGCAUGAUGUAUGCAAAUGGCUUCAGAAUAUGUAUGUUUAUAUAUACAGGUAUAUAUAAAUAUAUCAUGCAAAGGAAAAUGGCACAUGGGACAUUUUGUGGCUCACAGAAAAUCACAAUCCCUGCUUGAUCCAAAAUGGCCAAAACUACCUUUCAAGUGCCUUGCAGUUGUUGUUUUUGAACAUUUAAAUUUCCAAAUUCUGUGAAAAUGUAGAAAAAAACAUUUUUUAGUGUGAUUAUGCAACUCAUUUGGCUAUUUUCAAUUUGAAGGCAGUUUUGUCCCUUUUGUGGCCAGCAGGGUGCAAGAAUUACCACAGCUGGCAAGAUGCCCUGUGAGGCAUUAGCCUAAAAGUUACUUCUAGGUAUCACUAAUAGGAGCCCUCAGGCCCUCACUUGGGUUGCUGCAUUCUAGACUAUUCCUUUAAUAACAAGGUCUUUAUUCAAUGAGACUAUAGUUGCAUUAUGUGCCACUAUGUUGCCUUUAACUGGUAUGUAUUGUAAAUGCACUAUUUUCUCUCUGUUAUAAAUGUUUAUGGCUUUUAUACCAAUUGUGCCAGCUGUGCAUCUGCUAUUUUCCAAAAGAAGCAGUGACCCAAUCAAUCAAUGACUAAUGGAUGUAAUACAAAUACAUAUCUGUGUAUAUCCUUCCAAGCCAGUAAAGUUGGAAUUUUACAGUUUUAA